AUGCCUCAAGUCAGUUUGACGGACUUCAACGUGGUGUUGGCAGUCCUUGGUGCCUUUAUGACACUUUAUGGUGUAAUAUCCGUAAAGAUCAAGCAGAAAUGGUACCUUGGAGAAGCCUUGCCUGCUAUGCUGGUGGGCAUCUGCCUCGGCCCUGUGGCAGCGAAAUUUCUCGACAGUGAGAGAUGGGGCCAAGGCCAGGUUGGCCAGACCAAGGAUAUUGCCCUGGGUCUGAUGCGCGUGGUCAUUGGCGUGCAGCUGGUCAUUGCCGGUUACCAGCUGCCCGCAAAAUACAACGCAACCCGCUGGAAGGAGAUGGCCAUCUGCCUCAUCCCCGUCAUGACCCUCAUGUGGCUCUGCACCACUGGUUGCAUCAUGGCCACUAUUCCCAGGCUCACGUUCCUUGGUGCUCUGGUGAUUGCCUCGUGUGUCACGUGCACAGAUCCUAUCCUGUCCCAGGCCAUUGCCAAGGGCCCAUUUGCCGACAAGUAUGUGCCCCGUCACCUUCGAGAGAUCAUCUCGUCUGAGGCUGGUGCCAACGAUGGACUCGGCUUUCCCUUUCUGAUGCUCGCGACAUACAUCAUGAGGCAUUGCUUUGGUACAACCGACUACAGCCACGAUGGUUCCAGUGGCGGUGAAGCUGCUCGUAACGGAGCUGAGGCUGCCCACAGGCUGCUCGCCCGCAGUGCCGACGUGGGUCGUCUCGGAGGCGGCGUCGGCGAGGCCAUGAAGCAGUGGUUUGUCGAAUGCUGGGUUUACUACAUUGUUCUGGGUGUCGCUUACGGAGCCACUGUGGGUUACGUCUCAUGCCGCAGCAUCAAAUUUGCUCUUCGGAAGGGGUGGAUCGAUGAGCAAUCCUACCUGCUCUUCCCUGUCGCUAUCGGUCUCUUCAUUAUCGGUACUUGCGGUGCUAUGGGCACCAACGACUUGCUUGCCUGCUUCGUUGCUGGCAACCUCCUCAACUGGGAUGGCAACUUCCUCGCCGAGACGUAUCAGCGACACGACGAAGUCAACCACUGUCUCGAUGUUCUUCUCAACUUUGGUGGAUUCAUGUUCGUUGGAACUGUCCUUCCUUGGAGCGAAUUCCAUGACCCCGAUGGCACCGGCGUGACAAUCCCCCGACUUAUCGGCCUUGGCUUCAUGGUUCUCGCCUUUCGACGUAUCCCUGCUAUUCUUCUGGUCUACAAGUUCAUGCCCAAGGUGUGCCAUGACAUCAAAGAGGCUCUCUUCAUGGGCUACUUUGGACCUAUUGGUGUAGGAGCUGUAUUUUACCGCGAACACAUGCGUCACCUUUUCCCCCACGGCGAUGCAGCAGACCAAGAAGAGAAGGAUGUCCUCGAUCUUGCUGGACCAGUUGUUUAUUGGCUGGUCUUCUUCUCCAUCAUCUGGCACGGUCUUUCAAUCCCAGCCCUCAACCUCAUUUACCAGUGGCGCGGAGUCGAGCCUAUUCUGGACGACGCCGUUUCGAUCCGUCGCAAGUCCUUCACCAUGGCGACACCAGCCAACGCUAUCACCGGAGACGAGGACAACUUCAUUGCCUUCAACCGGUUCAGCCGUCCCGAUCCCAACUCACGCGCGAACUCCAUGGUUCUUUCCGGCGAACUUUCCCCUGCCGCCCAACACGCGCGAAACGAGUUUGCUAUCUUCUCUGGAACACAUUCUGAGGAAGACUCUGAGAGAGAACGCGAAGAGGCGGAGAAGAGACGCCGCCGACGAACUAUUCAGUACGAUGUAUAG
Messenger RNA from Fusarium coffeatum, 1734 nucleotides. RefSeq lists its product as uncharacterized. The record is from RefSeq and is a predicted model, not a curated record. Bases 1 to 1734 code for a protein of 577 amino acids. Gene Ontology annotation, cellular component: plasma membrane. NCBI's taxonomy places the organism in Eukaryota, Fungi, Ascomycota, Sordariomycetes, Hypocreales, Nectriaceae. Gene Ontology annotation, biological process: regulation of membrane potential; proton export across plasma membrane; sodium ion export across plasma membrane. The transcript has 3 exons. Gene Ontology annotation, molecular function: sodium:proton antiporter activity.